Molecule: messenger RNA, 243 nt
Organism: Symbiodinium necroappetens
Lineage: Eukaryota; Dinophyceae; Suessiales; Symbiodiniaceae
Source: the annotation of a GenBank genome assembly
AUGCCUUUGGCAUUCUUCCAUCAGGUGCAGGCUGUGUUGUGGCCGGAGGCAAACAUGCCCCAUGAUAUCCUCACUGCUGCCGAGAUCGAGGUCAUCGUGAAGAAUUACAAGGAAGGAGGGUCGGUUCGUCAGCUGGCCAGGCAGUUUUGGCAGGCCCAAGAGGAGAUGAGAGCCUCCGAUGCAUUUGCAAGACCAGUCAUGUUUCUAGGAGUUCAAUUUGUGCGAGAAGUGGGAAGAGUUUGA